AUGGAUAAAGACAAUGAAUUCAAACAAGAAAUCGGCAAUAAAGAAAAAGAGCUACCGACAGAAGAAGAGAAAUUGGUCGAUUCUGGCAAAGAGUUGAAGGACAUCGCUGAAACUACUCAUGAUGCGGUGAAUAAUGACGAAGCGAAAAAUAUACUCGACAAUAUGUCAGAGAAACUCACGGGAGUGAAAAAAGGCGUUGGUUUCGUUUUCACUGAUCAUACAUGCCUAAAUGUAAAAUUUAUUGCAGAUCGAAGCGGCUAA
Cylicocyclus nassatus is the source of this 261-nucleotide messenger RNA. The record is from the annotation of a GenBank genome assembly. NCBI's taxonomy places the organism in Eukaryota, Metazoa, Nematoda, Chromadorea, Rhabditida, Strongylidae.